UAUCAACGGAAGCAAAAGCCGUUGGCCUCUCAAGGCCGGGCUCUCCGCUACUGCUCUGCAACCUCUGUCCUUCGGUAUGGCUCAUGGAUCCUCUUCGGGCCUUCCUCCUCCGGUAGUUCAAUCGGCAGCUCGAAAGAAGACUACGUUUGACCUUGGCCAAGGAUCCUCGACUCAUGGUUUCCGAGUGCACUGGGCGAGAAUCAAGCGGCGCAUCGGCACUUCAAGUCUAGAUGCACCUAGCGAAACUCCGGAUGACACCGCUGAUGAUGGAAGUAGGCGCACCGGAGAUGCGCUUGACGGAGCGCAUGAAAGUGAAUUUCGAGGCUGGAACAACGUCGGAGGCACUGAGGCAGAGCCAGACGGAGUGGAUGUUGUGGUUGUUGAUAGCCCUUUCGGGGUGCACGCUAUACCGAACAUGCCCAGUGGAUCGCACACAAGGACGCAUUCGGAAAAGGGCGCUCAUGAUAUUGCAUCAACAUCUCAUCCUCACACGGAUAAUCUGAGCACUACCACCACCAAUGUUUGGGAUCGAUAUGUAUUACUCACUGUUAUUCGAUGGAGGACUAUCCCGUUUCUGUCCCGCUUCAAUAGCCAAGCGUUUCUGGACCCUGUGGCGGAGCAUCAGUAUCAGCGUGAAACAUGGUUCUCGAACAAAACUCUCGCUAUACUUGGGUCCCUUUGGUUGGUGAUGAGCUGGGUGCUGGGAUGUUCACUCGCUCCGAGACCUCUCCGUGCUUUUGACAAGAGCUUUUUCUUUGGCCUUGCGCCUACGCUUUCGCUUCCUAUCCCUACCUUCGCCAUAUUUGACUUCCCACGAAAGAAACCGCUGUUCUAUCAGUGCUAUCUUGUGGUUUCUGUUUGGAGCUGGUCUUUUUAUGGCGCCUUAUAUAUCAACCUCUGCGGUUUCUACGGUUCACACAGCUACUGGAGCUGUGGCACCAAGGAUUUUAUCGGUAGUAUUUAUUAUUCAACGGCCCUCCCAACGAUCGCCCUAUUCGCGUGCGGCAUGAAACGCCUUCCCGCUCUCAUUGCAUCCUUAGCCUUCGUGGGCACCAUUUGUGGAAUAAUCGCUCCAUACCACAAAACCUAUGCUCACAAUAUCAUCAACGUAUUCGUCUUCAAUAUGUUCAUUCUGUAUAUUCAUUACAUCCGUGAGAAGAGCGAGCGCCGGUUAUAUACUCUUCGAGAUCAGGUUAAGUUGCAGUAUCGUGCCACCCAGAAAGCACAAAUCAGCGAAAGACGGGCUGCUGAUUCGAAGAGGCGCUUGACGUCUUAUAUCUUUCAUGAAGUCAGAGUCCCACUAAACACUGCAAUGCUUGCCCUUCAGAAUUUAGAAGCAUCAUUUCCUCCGAGUGAGGAGCAAGCUGUCGAGCUGGGUGCUCUGUCUUCUUCUCUUUUCAUGAUGUCAAAAGAUAGGUCCUUUGCACUUCUGUCCGAUAUAUUGGACUUCAAUCGAAUGGAUGCUGGUCGAUUUGAGUCCGUUUCAAAACCGUUCACCUUUCAUCGCACCAUUCGUUCUUCAAUGGUUGGACUGCAAAUGGCUGCUGAUGCUAAGGGUCUCAAGCUCGUUACAGAGUUCGACCCUGAGAUUGAUUUGGCGGCAAGGGCAGCGGCUUACCGCGGAAGUGGUAAGAGCGAAGAAUGGAUUGCUUGGCAGUUAGCAUGCAGUCCACAUGACGAUGCGUAUGUGAUGGGAGAUGAGAUGCGAUUGAUACAAGUAGUGACGAAUUUAAUGUCGAACGCUUGCAAGUUUACGCCACCGGGUCCGACCAAUAGUGUCACUAUUAGAACAAAGCUAUUGUAUGCUCCGCCAGUAACGCCUGCAUUGUCUGGUUCGACUGUGGUGUCGAACCAUGCCGCACACAUACCCUCUGCUGAGGUCGGAACCGAAGGUUUAUCUACCAAUCAAUUGUCACGUCAUAAUCUCAAUCAGGCUAGGGACCCUGGCCAAAAGAGUGUGGGCCCUCAGCAGCUUAUCGUUCGCAUUGAGGUGCAGGACACUGGCGUGGGCAUACGGCCUAGAGACAUGAUUGAUAAUCGGUUAUUCUCUCCUUAUGUACAGACUGAGAUUGGAAGACAUCAAGGUGGCAAAGGAACCGGCUUGGGAUUGGCCCUUGUUCGUCACAUUGUCCAACUCAGUGGUGGGAGAUUGGGUGUCAACAGCAAAGGGGACCACGGCAGUUGCUUUUGGGUAGAGUUCCCUUUCGGCAUCGUUCCUGCAUUCUUCGAGGGAGCGACAGCUACACGUUCAUUCUCUCCAUUCCCAGCCACUCCACUACAUCAGGUCCUGAAUCCCUUCAAUCAUGAAUUCAUUCCAGAGGGUUUGGACCGUCAAACACCAGCCUCCGAAGUGUCGUCUAGUGCAGCUUCGAAGACCUCUGGAGAUGCCAUUCGUUUAAACAACUUGACCAUGCAACAGGAGAAUCCAGAGAUGUCAGACCAUCUGCCUCAAGAUGUCCUCCAAACAUCCGUUUCGCGAACAUUAGAUAAUUCAUCAACUCCCCGCGGCUCUUCGCCUCCAUCCUUCUUGGGCGGAUUGACUCCCAAAAUUGUGGGCGCUUCUCGUGCCGAACCUCCCUCUCACAUCUCUCUGCCACCCCGACCACACCUUCGUGUCCCCAGCGUUCCAAGCCGGCCAGUGCUGAAGGAAACGUCUCCACCCUCAGAUUCGUCCCACUUACCGUCGGAUCCUCUUCAGAGCCGCAGUUCUGACAUCACGCCGUCCCCUAAUCUUGAUAUUUCUGCAUUUUCGACUCAUACCCUUGUAGUCGAUGACGACAUGUUGACGCGAAAGUUGAUGGAGAGGAUGCUUGAGAGGAUUGGAUGUACGGUUGAAACCGCGGAAAAUGGUCAAAAGGCGCUCGAAUUAAUCAUGGAAGACCGGCAAGGUUCGCCAUCCCAAGGAAGGAAACCAAAAAUUGGUAUUGUUUUCCUAGACAACCAAAUGCCUAUUUUGAGCGGUGUCGAGCUAUGUAAAGAGUUACGGCGGCGCGGAAGGAGAGAUUUUGUUGUUGGGAUCACUGGAAACGCUCUGAAGGAGGACCAGCUCGAGUUUACACAGGCUGGAGCGGACAGAGUUCUCAUCAAACCUGUGCUAGAGCAGAGUCUCAAAGACAUGCUAAGACUGGCACUUGACCAGCGCAAAGCCGACACACCGCCGGAUUGA
Messenger RNA from Cantharellus anzutake, 3166 nucleotides. RefSeq lists its product as uncharacterized. The record is from RefSeq and is a predicted model, not a curated record. The transcript is spliced from 20 exons. Bases 77 to 3166 code for a protein of 1029 amino acids. Gene Ontology annotation, biological process: phosphorelay signal transduction system; protein autophosphorylation. Lineage: Eukaryota; Fungi; Basidiomycota; Agaricomycetes; Cantharellales; Hydnaceae. Gene Ontology annotation, molecular function: histidine phosphotransfer kinase activity; phosphorelay sensor kinase activity.